Mizuhopecten yessoensis (Yesso scallop) is the source of this 1968-nucleotide messenger RNA. RefSeq names its product endoglucanase 13-like. Gene Ontology annotation, molecular function: hydrolase activity, hydrolyzing O-glycosyl compounds; polysaccharide binding. The transcript has 12 exons. Bases 114 to 1928 code for a protein of 604 amino acids. The record is from RefSeq and is a predicted model, not a curated record. Gene Ontology annotation, biological process: carbohydrate metabolic process. Lineage: Eukaryota; Metazoa; Mollusca; Bivalvia; Pectinida; Pectinidae.
GUAACGCAAGUAUUCGACCAGAUAAGACUGUCCAGGGUAUUUAAACAUUUCCAGGGGCGCCUUUAGAUCAUUGUGUGGCGGACUUAAUUGAAAGCACCACCUCUCAUUUGAAGAUGUUGCGUCUUCUCGUUCUUGCGGUGACAGUUACAUUGGCGUUAGGGGGCGCCACAAACGUCCAGAUCACCAAUGAGUGGCCUGGUGGAUUCCAGGGAACGUUCACGCUUCACCCUGACCAUGCACUUCACGGCUGGAAAGCUCAUCUACAGUUCUCUAAACCUGUUGAUAAAGUUGAGAUCUGGAAGGCGUCGGUCAUCUCCAAAUCUAACAAUAACCAAGAGUACGUAUUACAGAAUGUUCCUGGGGUCGGAGAUAUUGAAGGCGGAUCUAGCCUCGAUGUCAUAUUUGUAGCGAGAGCCUCUGGGGACCACGCGGGGCCCGUUCGGGUAUUUUUAGAAGGUGUAGAUGCUCCCGGAAGCGGAAGUAGCAGCGGUAGUACUGGUGGUACCUCAGGCGGUGGUAGUUCCGGAACUGGUGAAUCAUCAGGUGGAUCUGGAACCCCUAUCUCCGGUGGUUCUUCCUCAGUAGGAUCUUCGACCAAAUACGACUACGGUAAUGCACUCGGGCUGUCCAUCCUGUUCUACGACGCUCAGCGAUCCGGCAGACUACCUGGUAACAACCCUAUCCCAUGGCGAUCUAACUCUGCUACUGGAGACGGAAGUGACGUAGGAACAGACUUGAGCGGGGGCUGGUAUGACGCUGGCGACCUUGUCAAGUUCAACUUUCCGAUGGCAUCUUCGGCUACAAUUCUGGCCUGGGGUCUCUCCAGGUGGAAGGAUGGGUACGAGGCGGCUGGUCAGUUGGAAAUGAUGUAUGAUUGCCUCAAAUGGCCACUCGACUACUUCCUGAAGUGUUGGAAACCAAGCCAAAAUGUGUACUACGCCCAGGUUGGCAAUGGCGGAACUGAUCACGCUGUCUGGGGAAGACCAGAAGACAUGCAUAUGAGCAGACCAUCCUACAAGGUCGACGCAGGAAAACCCGGAAGUGACGUUGCAGGAGAAACUGCCGCGGCUCUUGCCGCUGGAUCUAUUGUCUUUAAAGAGAGAGAUGCCGGUUAUUCUACUAAGCUGUUGACUGCUGCCAAGAGCUUGUACGAGUUUGCAAAGAAUCACAAGGGAAUAUACUCACAAAGUGUUCCAGAUGCUCAGAGCUAUUACGGGUCGACAGGCUACAACGACGAAUUAUGUGAGGCAGCCGCCUGGCUUCAUAAGGCCACACAAGAGGCGAAGUACCUUCAGGACGCCAAGGGCUUCUACGAGGCCGAUACCAGCUGGGCACUGUCUUGGGACGACAAGAAGAUAUCAUGUCAGUUGCUCUUGUUUGAGGCUACAAAGGAAGCCAAGUACAAGGCUAACGUGGAAUCGUUCGUCAAUAGUUACAAGCCAGGCGGUGGUAUCACCUACACGCCAUGUGGACUUGCAUGGAGGGAUCAGUGGGGCAGUCUUAGAUACGCUGCUAACGCAGCCUUCGUGGCACUGAUGGCGGCCGAGGAUGGUAUCGGUGGUAACGACUAUAAGACAUUCGCUCUGUCCCAGAUCGAUUAUAUCCUUGGUGACAAUAGACAACACAUGAGUUUUGAGAUCGGCUUCGGCAGCAAUUACCCCAAACAACCCCACCACAGAGGAAGUUCUUGUCCCGGCGCCAACUGCGGAUGGAACGACUACAACAGUGGUGGCGCCAACCCACAUGUUCUAAAGGGUGCUUUGGUUGGAGGCCCAGACCAGGGCGAUAACUACGCUGACAAGCGAUCUGAUUACACCAAGAACGAAGUCACCUGCGACUAUAAUGCCGGCUUCCAAUCAGCGCUCGCAGGUCUGUCAUCUAUGGCUACACGUGGGCAGCUUCCAGCAGCACCAAAUGCUAAAUGUUAAGAUUGCUAAUGUAAUGUUCAAUAAAAUUUAUAAUUUCGUU